Messenger RNA from Botrytis deweyae, 459 nucleotides. RefSeq lists its product as uncharacterized. The transcript has 2 exons. Gene Ontology annotation, molecular function: protein binding. NCBI's taxonomy places the organism in Eukaryota, Fungi, Ascomycota, Leotiomycetes, Helotiales, Sclerotiniaceae. The record is from RefSeq and is a predicted model, not a curated record. Bases 1 to 459 code for a protein of 152 amino acids.
AUGUCUGCCUUCGCGUUCGGCGGCGACGCCAACAAGGCAAUGAAAAUCAUGGAAGCAGCACAGUGGAACAACCAAGCCAAUCAGCUUGAAGCGCGUGGUGAUUUUGCCGGCGCAGAGAAUUUAUUUUUGAGAUCCCUCGCGAGGAAAAUCGAAGCUACCGGCGAGGAUUCAAUCCAGACUGCUCUUGCGAAAAAUGCGUUGGGCGAAUUAUAUUUGAAGAUGGAGGGCAAAUUGGAUGAUGCACAGAAGAUGUUGGAGGAUGCUGAUAGGGUUAGGAGUGUCAUUGAUGAUUUUGACGCGGCUUGCACUCGUGAUAACCUUGGCCAGUUAUGGGAAAUCAAGGGCGAUGUCGUGAAGGCGAGAGAGGUCCGAGAAAGAAAUCCGGAGAACAUGAUUUGUUCGAACUUCAAGGCAAGUGUUUUUUCUGACUCUCCCGAAAAUCAGGACCAAGCUAAUUAG